UAUGGCUUAGUGAUCCCAGAAAGCGAUAGUCCAUGUUUAGUUGUUUACAGUCUCACACCCUGAGCCAAACCCACCUUCUGUUAGUUUCCUUUGAAAUCAUGAAAAAAAUAAAGUGACAAAGUAAGCUGAUUAACGAAAUCUGCUGCUGGACUCCACAUGUUCAUGUCAAAGAUGUCAUCUCGAGGAAUAAAGGGUCCCCCUUCCCUCCCGAAUCUUCCUUUUUCUUUUCCUGCGGAAACUAUUUUCUCUGCAAAGCAAAACAAUUUCCCGGGAAAUUAAUGGAAUACCAAGUUCGAGACUUUUCUGACUGGCAAUGGUGAAAUGUCGGUUGUUAGAUGGUCCAGUAAUCCAGUUCGUGCCUUUUGGCCCUAUCUUUUCUUCCAACCCCUGGAGUGCUGACACCUGGGAAACUUGUUUCUUUGCGUCAGUAAGAUUAGAUCUCCAGACUUGGUAUUCGUAGGUUGUUUUGAUUAUGGUACUCUUUCUUCAAACUGUAAACAGGAGCACAAAGAGACAUGUUUGUACAGUUUUGACUUUUUGAAUCUGGGUUGUUUUUACUACUCACUCACUGUGCUGUGUGCUCCAGAAAAGAAGAAGAAUGCUUUAAGUUAGGAUGAAGGUGGCUUGGAAUAAGAGAAAACACUCUGCUUUAGGCCCUUACAAGCUGGGAAGAACCGUAUUUGAACUCAGCACUCAAACUGAUUUGUUCAUCAACUCUGUUGAGGGUUUCUGCUCGUGUGAUCUUGGAAAACCAUGCUUGAAUUUUGAGAGUAUAUGUGAUAUUGAGAAUAUAUUUUCCUCAAGCACUUUCUAGAAUACCACGAAACUCUAGAUCAUUUCCUGCGCACGCCCUACUAAUGGCAGAAAAAAUCCCUCCUUUGAACCUUCUGAUUUUUGUGACACUUUUACUUUCUAUAAAUCAUUCAGAGCAACUGCAAUCCUCGAUGCCCCAGACUCUUCUAAGAAUCAAACGGCUUUUGAAUUUUCCUUCUGCUUUAAGUAGCUGGAAUAGCAGCACAGACUUCUGCAGCCCUGACUCAGAUUCUUCUCUUACUGUUGUAUGCUAUGAAGAUGCCAUCACCCAGCUUCAUAUAAUAGGUGAAAGGAUAGCUUCGCCGCUUCCUAAAAAUUUCUCAAUAGAUUCCUUUGUCGCAACGCUAGCCAGGCUUCCCCAUUUGAAAGUCCUCACACUGGUUUCUCUUGGUAUCUGGGGUCCACUUCCUGGUAAGAUUGCUCGAUUGUCAUCACUGGAAAUAGUUAAUAUGAGUUCAAAUUUUCUAUAUGGUGUCAUCCCUCAGGAGCUUUCGUUACUGUCAAAUCUUCAGACACUCAUUCUUGAUGACAACAAGUUUUCUGGUGAGCUUCCAGAUUGGCUUGAUUCUCUUCCAGCCUUAACUGUGUUAAGUUUGAAAAAUAAUUUGUUCAAUGGGUCUGUGCCUGAUUCCUUGGGUAGCUUGGAAAAUUUGAGAAUUCUUUCACUUUCUCAUAAUCACUUCUAUGGUGUAGUACCCGAUUUAAGGCAUUUGACAAAUCUUCAAGUGCUGGAAUUGGAUGAUAAUGCUUUUGGACCUCUGUUUCCUCGACUUGGUGCCAAGUUGGUUGCUCUUGUACUGAGAAACAAUAUGUUCAGAUCCAGUGUCCCAGCUGAAGUGACCAAGUUUUACCAGCUUGAAAGAUUUGAUAUCUCAUCAAAUUCAUUUGUGGGGCCAUUCCACCCUGCAUUGUUAUCUCUUCCUUCUAUCACUUAUCUCAACAUUUCUAGAAACCAACUCACCGGAAUGCUUUUUGAAAACCUAACAUGCAGUUCUGAACUCCAAGUUGUGGAUCUUUCCUCGAAUCUGUUGACUGGAAGCUUACCUGGAUGUUUAGAGUCAAAAAGCAAUAAUAAGACUGUCCUUUAUGCUAGAAAUUGUCUGCAAGACAUGAACCAAAAUCAGCAUCUACUUCCCUUUUGUCAUACUGAGGCCUUAGCUGUGGGAAUAUUACCCGAGAGUAAGAAACGCAAGGAUCAAUCAAAGGUUGGCCUUUCUCUUGGGAUAGUGGGCGGGAUUCUUGGAGGAGUAGCGCUUCUUGCCUUGGUUUUUUUCAUUAUUAGAAGAGGAAAUGUCAGAAGCAACGUUAAGAAUCCCCCAACUAGAUUAAUGUCUGAGAGUGAAACUCCUAAAUACCCAUCUAAGCAUCUUUCUGAUGCAAGAUACAUAUCUCAAACAAUGAAGUUGGCAACAGUAGGCCUGCCAAGUUAUCGAACUUUCUCUCUGGAAGAAAUUGUGGCAGCUACAAACAACUUUGACACAUCUUCGUUCAUGGGUGAAAGUUCUCAGGGACAGAUGUAUAGAGGCCGGCUGAGGGAUGGUUUUCUUGUUGCUAUAAGAUGCGUGAAAAUGAAAAAAAGAUACAGCAUUCAUAACUUUAUGCACCUCAUAGAACUGAUAUCACAACUCCGGCAUCGUCAUUUAGUCUGUGCCCUAGGACACUGCUUUGAAUAUUAUUUAGAAGAUUCAACUGUCAGCAGACUAUUUCUUGUCUUCGAAUAUGUGCCAAAUGGCACACUCAAGAGCUGGAUAUCAGCAGAUGGGAGGUCAAGAAAAUCACUUGGGUGGACCCAGCGCAUAGAAGCUGCAAUUGGAGUAGCAAAGGGUAUCCAGUAUUUACACACAGGAAUUGUCCCUGGUGUAUAUUCAAACAAUCUCAAGACAACAGAUGUAUUGCUGGAUCAGAAUCUUGGUGCAAAAAUCUGCAGUUAUAACCUGCCCUUUUUAUCUGACAUCAGAAAGGUUGGGCACGGAGCUUCCUCCAGUGGGUCAAAAAGUCCUGGCGUUAAUAAAAGCGCAAAACAUGAAGAUAAGUCAGAUAUCUACGACUUUGGAGCAAUACUACAGGAAGUGAUUCUGGGAAGGGCAGCAAAGUCAAGGAAUGAAGCGGAUGGCUUAAGGGUUCUGUUUCAUGCGAGCAUAGUAGGUGAUGAGGAAGCUAGAAGGAGCAUUGUAGAUGCUGGAGUUCGCAAGUCAUGCUUGGAUCAAUCGUUGAAGACGAUGAUGGAGAUAUGUGCGAGGUGCCUGGCCAAAGAUCCAGCAGAAAGGCCUUCCAUCGAGGAUGUUUUGUGGAACCUGCAGUUUGCCGCUCAGGUUCAGGAUGCAUGGCGAGGGGAAUCUCAAAGCAGUGAGGGGUCUCCAGUCUCACCUUUUGAACCUCGACGACUCACCUUUCAUUAGCAUCAAUCAAGUUUUUGUAUAUUAGUUUCACUGUGCCACAGGUUCAUGUAUCCCGCUUAGACUUCACCACUUGUUAUAGCAUACCAAAACAACAAAAGAUCAGGAAUGCUAUGUUAGUUUGGCUUUA
Molecule: messenger RNA, 3339 nt
Organism: Prosopis cineraria
Lineage: Eukaryota; Viridiplantae; Streptophyta; Magnoliopsida; Fabales; Fabaceae
Product: probable inactive leucine-rich repeat receptor-like protein kinase At3g03770
Exons: 8
Coding region: 858-3212 (784 amino acids)
Biological process (GO): protein phosphorylation
Molecular function (GO): ATP binding; protein kinase activity; protein binding
Source: RefSeq, a predicted model, not a curated record